Molecule: messenger RNA, 2655 nt
Organism: Trichomycterus rosablanca
Lineage: Eukaryota; Metazoa; Chordata; Actinopteri; Siluriformes; Trichomycteridae
Gene: dyrk4
Product: dual-specificity tyrosine-(Y)-phosphorylation regulated kinase 4
Exons: 14
Coding region: 145-2082 (645 amino acids)
Biological process (GO): peptidyl-serine phosphorylation; peptidyl-threonine phosphorylation
Cellular component (GO): cytoskeleton; nucleus; cytoplasm
Molecular function (GO): ATP binding; protein serine/threonine kinase activity; protein serine/threonine/tyrosine kinase activity
Source: RefSeq, a predicted model, not a curated record
CGUCAGUGUCAGCUAGUUGGAUCAGUGGUGAGGAGGUGUAACACUCACACCCGUCUCUCGCUGCCUGCUUCUCGUUUGUAGCUGCAGUGCACUGGAUCUCAGCUGAUCUCAUUACUGCUGGUGGACACCAUAAGCACAGUGGACAUGGGCCCAUGGGUGGAUUCGGAAGAAAAGAAAGGAAAGAAGAGCAGAGAAGAGGCGGCCAGACCGGAAGCUUUUCCUCACCCUCAGAGGUCUCAGGCUGAGAGCACACGCUUAGGAUCCAACCGCAACUUUUCUCAGAAGUGUGGGACAGGGGCUGGCACUUUACCCCAACUCGACCAACCGGUGAAGCAGAUGGUAGUGACCAAUGGCAAACUUCUCCACCAAGCAGAUGGCACCUUACCCAACAUUGUCAAACAACUGGUGCAGAAUGUCCAGCAGAGUCAGGAGGAGCGGGAAAGGCCGAGGCCCCAGUUCCCAAACCGUUUUGGCUCUGGUGUGGACAACAUUUCAGAGUCUUUAACCAGAAGCAUCAUCAACAAGUUUGAGAAGAUCAGGACUUAUGAGGGACAAAGGCUGCCCAUGUCACCAACAGCUGCACUCAAACACUUUCAAAGCCAGCUCACAGAGUACGAACAGGAGGAGAUUAUGGACUACACUGAAAUCUGGUAUCUGGGUUUAGACACCAAGAAGAUCCAGGGCUCCCAGGGAUCUGCACAGAACUCAGGCUAUGAUGACGAACAUGGAAGCUACCUCAAGGUCCUUCAUGACCAUAUUGCUUACCGCUAUGAGGUGCUGGAAGUGAUCGGCAAGGGAUCCUUCGGACAGGUCCUCAAAUGUCUGGAUCACAAGACAAAUGAGAUGGUAGCCAUCAAGAUCAUUCGUAACAAAAAAAGAUUCCAUCAACAAGCGCUGGUUGAGCUGAAGAUCUUAGAUGCUCUGAGAAGAAGAGACAGGGACAACUGUCACAAUGUCAUCCACAUGAAGGAGUAUUUCUAUUUCCGGAACCACCUCUGCAUCUCCUUUGAGCUGCUCGGUGCAAACCUGUAUGAACUGAUCAAGAAAAACAACUUCCAAGGUUUUAGCUUGGCUCUGAUCCGACGCUUCGCUCACGCUCUGCUCAAAUGCCUGCAGAUGCUUCACAGGGAGAAAAUCAUCCACUGUGACCUCAAACCGGAGAACAUUCUUCUGUCUCAGCGAGGACAGGGGAAUAUCAAGGUGGUUGAUUUCGGAUCAAGCUGUUACGAGCAGCAGAGAGUGUACACGUACAUCCAGAGCCGCUUCUACCGCUCUCCCGAGGUAAUCCUGGGCCACCCGUACAGCAUGGCUAUAGACAUGUGGAGUUUGGGUUGCAUCCUGGCCGAGCUGUACACAGGCUACCCUCUUUUUCCUGGAGAGAGCGAGGUUGAGCAGAUCGCCUGCAUCAUGGAGAUAAUGGGUUUGCCUCCAAAUGACUUUGUUCAGACUGCAUCCAGAAGAAAACUAUUUUUUGAUUCGAAGGGAAACCCACGGAACGUUACUAACAGCAAGGGGAAAAAACGUAGACCUAGCUCCAAGGAUCUUGCCAGUGUCCUAAAAACCAAUGAUCCUCUGUUCUUGGACUUCAUACGGCGAUGCCUUGAGUGGGACCCCACUAAGCGAAUGACCCCAGAUGAGGGCAUGCAGCAUGAGUGGAUACACGAAGGCCGGCUGAACAGGCUCCGCCCAAAAACUCGAGCAAUCAGGAAACCUGGAGAGAGUGACGUCAGCUAUGAUUACAGUUUCCGCAGAACAACACUGAACAAAACAGCAGAUAUGGUUGGUGUAGAUGACAGACUGAAGAGGGAGAAAUCAGUCAAAGAAGGUAAGCGAGAAACAGCGGAGCGCCUGCGACCGAUCGGCGCUUCGGCUGAGAAAGAAAACUGCGAAGGAGUGGGCUCGACCUCCAACAGCAAAGAAAGCACAGACAGCAAAGCGGAAAGCAGCUCACAGAGCAACCCAGAGAGGAAAUCAGACAGUGGUGAACGAUCUGUCGAAAUAAUCAUCCAGCCCCAGUCUCAGUCAUCACCCAGCACGGACUCAGAAGAGAGGGAGCAUCACUCACUUCCCCCUAUCAAUUAAUCUUAUUAGUGCAGGACGGGACACAGUUCAGAUGUGGGGUCAGGGAGGUCAUGGGCGGUGGCUUAGUAGUAGUAGUGGUUGUAAAUAAUGCAGUUCUUGUGUAGAUCUAUUUGUGAUAUACAGAAAUUCUUUCUGGAAAAGGAUGAUAAAUGCAGAGCAGAACAACAUCAUAGUAUGAAACUAAAAGGUCAGUAAGAGCUUUUAGCACUUGUUUUUACUAAACACUGGUUUGAAGGUUGGGAUGCACCGAUCCAUACAAUUUUCCAUACACUACUAAAAGAGCUUUCAGUAUCAGUCAAUAACUGAUGCAGAUCCAGCGCUGACAUUAUUACAGUAACCAAUUUCUUUCCUCCAUUUAGAACUAUGAAUCAUUUAACUGCGGUUACUUGGACGUAUGACCCAAAUAAAUCAAAGAUGAAGAUACUCAGGGCUUCUAAAUCCUGAGGUACUGUGCACCAGUGCACAUACACUGAUCAGCCAUAACAUUAAAACCACCUCCUUGUUCCUACACUCUGUCUAUUUUAUCAGCUCCACUUACCAUAUAGAAGCACUUUGUAGUUCUACAAUUACUGA